This is a messenger RNA of Melanotaenia boesemani (Boeseman's rainbowfish), 1547 nucleotides long. RefSeq names its product bryoporin. Bases 103 to 636 code for a protein of 177 amino acids. Gene Ontology annotation, biological process: monoatomic cation transport; pore complex assembly; cytolysis in another organism. The record is from RefSeq and is a predicted model, not a curated record. The transcript is spliced from 3 exons. Gene Ontology annotation, molecular function: channel activity. Lineage: Eukaryota; Metazoa; Chordata; Actinopteri; Atheriniformes; Melanotaeniidae. Gene Ontology annotation, cellular component: pore complex.
UUUGCAUGUUUAUGAAAUACACGUAGUGAGGUGCAUUAGAGCAGGAAAGGAACUUGACGUUGCUGUUCGACUCAACACUGGUGUUAAAUUCUAAAAGUCAGGAUGCCUGAAACAGCAGAGGCUGUGUCAGCCACUCUUACCACCAACAGAAACUGCACCAUAGAAAUAGCCAAUGUCAGCAGUAACUACUGCCUCAUCAACCCCAAGGUGUUUAUGACAAGUGGCUUCUGUUACCACCCACCCCAGCCCACAAUUCGGACCGGGAUGACAGAAGUGUGCUCUUUCACUAAGGAUGACAACACUGCCACAGGCGCCAUCGGCCUGCUAACCUACGACUUGUUCCAUAUGCAGAGCCGGGUGUGCUCUGAGCGCAUGGCCAUCAUGUUCUCUGUACCUUUUGACCACAACCUGUACAAGAACCGGCUGGCCGUGGGCACUGUUGAGCAUUCGCAGGCCUGUGACAAACAUCUGUACGACCAGAUGUAUGAUGGGAAAGAUCUCAGCAACUUCACCCGCUCUGAAAAAAAUGGGUCUGGACUGGAAUAUAGAUCAACCUAUGUUGAUCUGAGAGCCACAAUGUCUACAGUUGGGAAAGCCAUUGUUAAAGUGGAGCUCUAUGAUAAAAUAGGUCAUUAGUAUGCAGUCUAGUGGGGUUCUGUUUUUUUUUUUUUUUUUUUUUUUUUUGAUACCUUGUUGUUUUAGGAUCCUGAGUGAAUAAACUUCAUUUGACAUGAUCACAGUUGUCAUCUUUAAAAAAAAAAUAAAUAAAUAAAAACAUUGAUGGGAGGAAGACUGAUUUUGCUGUCAUCUGUAUUUUGUGUCUGCUGGAAGAUAUCAAUAUCUGACAGCCAGCUCAUUGAUUUCCCAUUAACUUGUGUCUUGGGCUCAUGUACAUUGAACACUCCCUUCUCUCUGAUUAUGGUAAUAAAACAUUCAGACCCAGUGCUUGUGUUACUUUGUGAGGAAUAUUUUCUCUCCGUAUGCUUUCAUUAUAACUGAUGAACAGUUAUUAUUAUUUAAUCUCAAAUCGGGAUCCAUCCAAUUCUAACGAGUGGCAACAGAUGGAAUAUCUGCCUAGAUGUUUUUUUAAUCAGCUUCUCCUUCUUGCUCCAUUGUGUGAAAUUAAGAACAGAAAAACAAGAGGCUCAGCAGAAAAAAAGAACAAGACUUAACUAACUCUGUAGAUGUCUGCCUUGACUUGUUUUGUUCGCUUUUUUUCUGUUGCACAAUACCGCAGGAAUGAGUCUUCCCAAACCACCUUGCUUUGUCAGACAUCAGACAGUGUUUUAGGACCAAGUGAAUGUUCAGAGUGAGUAAAAGAAAGAGAUUUAGAUCCAGUAGGAAAUUGUUUUGGAAACUGUUCCACAAAAGGGUGGGGUUGUUGGAUUAAAGAGGGAAAAACCAAACUAAUAUUUGCUCUCAAAGUCCAGAUUUUAUGUGGGUUAUGGCUUCAGAAUGAGAAAUACUUCAUUAACCCCAGAGGGAAACUGUUGCAUUGCAAUGCUCCUUAAAACACUGACAUACAGUGAGAGAUAGAAAAGAGAGAA